GCGCGCGCGUGGGCCUCAGCGUUGACCAGUGCAGGAAGUGCGUGCACUCCAAAGCAGCCUUUCCCCAGUGCGCGUGUUAUUAUUAUCAGAGUUGCUCUGCAGGAAUAUGGCUUCACUUCACUUCUCCUGUCUUAUUGUACUUUUUGCUUGUCUGGGAUUUUGCCACGCGGCUUUUAACACAGAUGGAGAGCAACCUCCUCUCAAGAUUUUCCAUCACUGGUGUGCCUUAAAGAAGGAUGAAGGGCCCUGCAAGGCGUUAAAGGACAGAUUCUACUUCAACGUCGAGACGUUCCGCUGUGAGCCGUUUGAGUACGGCGGCUGUCAGGGCAACGAAAAUAAUUUCGAGACGGCAGAGGAAUGCGAAGAAAUGUGUCUGGUGAAAGCCAAAAAGAGUCCAUGCCACCUGGAGGAUGAGCCGGGCCCUUGCCGAGGCCUCGUACCGCGCUACUUCUUCGACAGCAAGGUGAACGAGUGCAGACGCUUCUUCUACGGUGGCUGCUUCGGAAACGCAAACAACUUCAGGACGCUUAAAGAAUGUCAGGACCGAUGCCCGCGUAAUGACACCGAGGACCCACGAGACGGGCUGAAGGCUGAAGAGAAGGCAGAAUCUAAUGUGCCGGCGGUCAUUAUACCUGACGUUGACUCGGGGUCCACGUCUCACACACAGCCUCAGAGGCUGCAGAGGCCGGAGUUCGACACCAACACGGAGCUGGACGUUCCCGAUUACUGCCUGAGUCCUGUGGAACAGGGCGAAUGUGAUGGCACGGAGAGGAGAUUUUUCUACAACUCCAUGACUAAGCGCUGUCAUGCCUUCAAGUACAGCGGCUGCGGAGGAAACAAGAACAACUUUGCCUUCAAGAGGCUGUGCAUGAAAACCUGCCUGAAAGAUUUCAGGAGGAACAGCCGAAUACGAAUAAAGACCAAGAAUGCCAACAUCUUAUUCCGGUCCGUCCGAGUCCCCUGAAUCGCUCCUGUUUCCUUUUUAAUGUGUAAUAUUAGUAUUUUAUACAGUAGAUCCAUAACAAUUAUACACUUUGUUAUACUAUUCUCUGUAUGUCUAUAUUUCUAAUGUUACUUAAUAACCGUUUAAAAUGUAACCUUAAAUGCCUUUUUUAUAAACCAAUUUUUAUUUUUGCACAUAUUUGAGUGUUCUGUUGUUCAGAAGGUUGUGAGUUCAAAUCUCAGGACUGCCAGAGCGUCGACACUGAUCCCCUGAGUGAGACUUUUAACCCAAGCUGUGCUUGGUUGUCACCUUGGAUUAAAGCAUCUCUGAACAAUGA
This is a messenger RNA of Ictalurus punctatus (channel catfish), 1280 nucleotides long. It is a transcript of the gene tfpia, whose product is annotated as tissue factor pathway inhibitor a. The record is from RefSeq and is a predicted model, not a curated record. Gene Ontology annotation, molecular function: serine-type endopeptidase inhibitor activity. The coding region runs from base 107 to 964 and encodes 285 amino acids. Gene Ontology annotation, cellular component: extracellular region. The transcript is spliced from 7 exons. Lineage: Eukaryota; Metazoa; Chordata; Actinopteri; Siluriformes; Ictaluridae. Gene Ontology annotation, biological process: negative regulation of peptidase activity.